AUUUUCUAACCUUGGGAAUACCUGCUACAUGAAUGCAAUUCUUCAGUCGUUAUUCAGCCUUGAACCUUUUGUCAACGAUGUUCUCAAUAAUGACGUGCAUAAAGAUAUGCCAAGAGAAAGCCUAUACAAGGCUGUCUUUCAACUAAUACAAGCAAAAAAGAAAGACAAAGGAACUAGUGAAAUACAGACUUUACUACGAUAUCUGAAGAGUGCUAUUUCAAACACAGCAACCCGUUUCUCAGGCUACCUACAACAUGUAUGCUCAACAUUAGUUGAAUAUUUCAACAAAUUUAAUAUAAAUUGA
Messenger RNA from Anneissia japonica, 304 nucleotides. RefSeq names its product ubiquitin carboxyl-terminal hydrolase 37-like. The annotation marks the transcript as partial. Gene Ontology annotation, molecular function: cysteine-type deubiquitinase activity. The record is from RefSeq and is a predicted model, not a curated record. Gene Ontology annotation, biological process: protein deubiquitination. The transcript is spliced from 2 exons. Lineage: Eukaryota; Metazoa; Echinodermata; Crinoidea; Comatulida; Comatulidae.